This is a messenger RNA of Owenia fusiformis, 390 nucleotides long. The record is from the annotation of a GenBank genome assembly. Lineage: Eukaryota; Metazoa; Annelida; Polychaeta; Sabellida; Oweniidae.
GCACACCAGGAUGCUUUAAGCCAUGAGAAUUUUGAUGCUCCAGCUUCUCCCUCUGUAACUAGACCACCAUCUUCCCCAAUCUCACCCUCCACACACACAGCACCCUUCAAAGCUCAAGAAUCUUUGGGUGAUCCUGAACCGGAUUACAACACGGUGAAUGACCAUAAGGAAGACACCACUAAGGAUUGUGAUCACGAGGAUGAUGGGGACGAACCUCCUGUUUUUGUCAAAUAUGAUGACUGGAAUCUCAAUCACAAAUUGGGUAAAAUUUCUGACUCAACGCUUUGUGGAUAUUUACUGGUUGGACCCUAAUGCUAUUCUUUAAGUAAACUGCUCUUAUCUUAUCUUAUUGACUUCUUGGGCUAAUCUGGCUAUGCUCUAAUACAUGUG